Molecule: messenger RNA, 1447 nt
Organism: Trichogramma pretiosum
Lineage: Eukaryota; Metazoa; Arthropoda; Insecta; Hymenoptera; Trichogrammatidae
Product: microtubule-associated proteins 1A/1B light chain 3A-like
Exons: 3
Coding region: 852-1244 (130 amino acids)
Biological process (GO): cellular response to nitrogen starvation; autophagosome assembly; autophagy of mitochondrion
Cellular component (GO): cytosol; autophagosome; autophagosome membrane
Molecular function (GO): ubiquitin protein ligase binding
Source: RefSeq, a predicted model, not a curated record
GCCGCAGCCAACUCCACUGCACGCAAGCAGCAGUGUCAGCAGCAGCAGCAGCGAACUCUCGCGAGAUCAGCAUACGAAACAUAAACACACGCGGUCAGUAACUUGGUCGACGCAGAUAAAGCAACACUCCGAUAGCACAGUGGAUACGUUUAUAUUGCAUUAUACAUAUAAAAUUCGCGAGUCGUGCGUGCGCCUUUGCAUCAAUUUAUUAUAUAUACUCAAACGAGUGAGGUGCUGAACACGUUUCUGACUAUCAGCCUCGCAGCGGGAACUUCAUAAUAGAACGCUGUCAAAACGGAGCUGGGCCCGCAUCUGUCAUCGCGUGUGUACGUCGUAUAUCGACGAACUGCGUAAUAACGUGCAGCAUAGACUCGAGCAUUACGCGCGGCUGCUCGCAGCACCUUUGGACUUUUCGACAGUAACAACGAAGCUACGAUUAAAGACAGUCUAGGAAUAUAUGUGUACUAUAUAUAGCAUAUAUAAUACUGUUUCAUAGUUUCUCACUAUACAAGAUACGAGCAUAUAUACGUGCGCAGUACUUAUUGCGCCAGACUCGGAGAGACUGUGUCGUUGUUUUAAUACUACUAGAACCAGAUAGCCUCUUUGCUUACGCUUAACGAAUCGAGUAGGUUUCGUCAUAUAUCAUCGCAAUAAUAGCACACCAUUGUCGAUUUCGAUAUUAACGCCUUGAUUUCUUCGGAUAAAACGCACUCGACUGACCAUUUUUAAGUCUGACUUAUCUGAAAUCAUUUAUAAACAAUACCAGUAUCGAGUUAUACGGUUGUCAUCAUUUACUCGACUUUCUGGACAAAGACAUCGAAGUAUUACUAUUGAGUUUUAUCGUCGCCGAUAUGAAUCUCGUACCGAAAUCUUUCAAGGAAAAACGUUCCUUUGAUCAACGUGUGGCCGAUGUCAAAAUGAUUCGGGAAAAACAUCCAAAUAAAAUACCCAUCAUUGUUGAAAGGUACUACGCAGAGAAACAGCUACCAUUGCUUGACAAGACCAAAUUUUUGGUUCCAGAUCAUCUUUCAGUCACAGAGCUAAUAAAAAUUAUAAGGCGAAGACUGCAGUUGCAUCCCACGCAAGCAUUUUUUCUACUUGUGAAUCAAAGAAGUAUUAUUAGUGGUAGUACAACCAUGGCUCAGCUAUAUCAACGAGAAAAAGAUGAAGAUGGAUUUUUAUACAUUGUAUUUGCGAGUCAAGAAGUUUUUGGAUCAACACACAAGCUCUGUGAGAGAUCUUAAGUAGUUAUCGAUCCAGAUUUUCAAUUAGUUCAGUAAAAAAGCCCUUGAUGCUUCGUUUUGAAUUUUCAUAAAAUAUAAUGUGUUUAAAAUCAUUGAUAGAGUCAUCGAUAAACUUACUAUGAAAAGUAUAUGGUUGAUUCUCCCGAAAUCUGCUUUUUCGGGUAUGGAAAACGGAAAAAUGGUGAAAAUUUUUUUGUCAUAUU